Molecule: messenger RNA, 2355 nt
Organism: Nematostella vectensis (starlet sea anemone)
Lineage: Eukaryota; Metazoa; Cnidaria; Anthozoa; Actiniaria; Edwardsiidae
Product: UDP-glucose 6-dehydrogenase
Exons: 13
Coding region: 74-1516 (480 amino acids)
Biological process (GO): glycosaminoglycan biosynthetic process
Cellular component (GO): nucleus; cytosol
Molecular function (GO): NAD binding; UDP-glucose 6-dehydrogenase activity
Source: RefSeq, a predicted model, not a curated record
GCAUGUGUAAAAAAAAGCACUCUCUUGAGCUGCCGUAGUAACAUAUGCAGCGAGAGCAAAAUCGCUUAGAAAAAUGUUUAACAUCAAGAAUAUCUGUUGUAUAGGAGCAGGAUAUGUCGGGGGACCGUCAUGUAGUGUUAUUGCACUUAAAUGUCCGCGAAUCAAAGUCACUGUAGUUGAUUUGAGCCAGCAUAGAAUCGAUGCUUGGAACUCCGACAACCUACCGAUCUUUGAGCCUGGUUUGAGUGAAGUUGUCAGAGAAUGUCGUGGUCGCAAUCUGUUCUUCUCCACCGACAUAGAUACUGCUAUCAAAGAUGCUGAUUUGAUUUUCAUUUGUGUAAAUACUCCAACAAAAACUUAUGGUCUUGGCAAGGGUAGGGCACCAGACUUAAAAUAUAUAGAGUCGGCUGCAAGGCACAUUGCAGAUGUAGCAGAGGGUGGGAAAAUAAUUGUGGAGAAGAGCACUGUUCCUGUACGGGCCGCAGAGAGCAUCACAAGAAUUCUCAGUGCAAAUGCAGACAAGAAGUUUCAGGUGUUAUCAAAUCCAGAAUUCUUGGCGGAAGGAACAGCAAUCAAAGAUUUGAUGGAGCCUGACAGAGUAUUGAUUGGUGGAGAGCAGACCAAGGAGGGUUUGCUAUCCAUAGAUGCUCUUGCCUGGGUAUAUCAGCACUGGAUUCCAAGAGACAAAAUUAUAAAGACUAACACUUGGUCUUCAGAACUAUCAAAACUAGCAGCCAAUGCAUUCUUGGCUCAACGUAUCUCAAGUAUCAACUCAAUGAGUGCAAUUUGUGAGGCAACUGGUGCAGAUGUCUCUGAAGUAGCCCAUGCAAUUGGAAUGGACUCUAGAAUUGGUAGCCAGUUCUUACAAGCAUCUGUAGGGUUUGGCGGUAGCUGCUUUCAGAAAGAUGUGUUGAAUCUCGUGUACCUUUGUGAAGCCUUGAAUCUUCCUGAGGUUGCUAACUACUGGUACCAAGUUAUCUCAAUGAAUGAGUACCAAAGGCGACGAUUCACCAACCGCAUCAUCAACUGCUUAUUCAAUACUGUCUCUGACAAGAAAAUAGCAAUCAUGGGUUUUGCAUUUAAGAAGAACACUGGUGAUACAAGGGAGUCAGCCAGUAUCUACGUUUGCAAAUACCUGCUUGAUGAAGGUGCAAAGCUCACCAUCUAUGACCCAAAAGUGGAAAAGGACCAGAUCAAGCUGGAACUAGAACACCCUGCAAUUACAGGUGAUGCGCAAAAAGUGGAUCGCCUGGUGACGAUUGAGCAUGAUCCAUAUAAGGCUGUAGAAGGAGCUCAUGCAAUUGUUAUUUGCACAGAAUGGGACGAGUUUAAGACCUAUGACUACCAAAAAAUCCAUGACAGUAUGCUGAAGCCAGCAUUUGUAUUUGACGGACGGAUGAUUCUUGAUCACCAUCAUCUACAUGAUGUUGGUUUUCAGGUAGAAACUAUAGGGAAGGUAGUGUCAUCUGGGUACGUCCUUCCCCUCACCCCUCCCCUUCCGCCAUGCAGUGACUAGACGCUCCUGUCAUGGCGGAUGGACAUGGAUGGACAUGAAGUACUUCAUUUAAAUGUUAUGGUGGCACUAUGAGAAUCCAUCCACUUAAUGAAAAUCACGGUCCCUGUUAGCUAUAUGAAUAUUUAUAAACACAUUUAUUAGAAAACCACAGUGUUCCAAACCUGAAUUCUUCUUUAGCUUCUCUUAUUUGACUGUAACCCUAUUUGUCAAAGUUGGAGAAGGUUGGGACACUGAUUACUGUAGUAUGUAUAGCCUUUUAUUUGUAGGGGUUGAAUGGUUUUAAUAUUUUAUCCACACCAGGCAGAGCGGAUAAUCUUUUAGACAUGGCUAACUAAGAAUAAUCCUUAUCAACCGUACGUAAAAAAAUUUGUUCUAUUUAGGGGAAAUUAGGUUGGGCAGUUGAAGGCUUGGAAUCACAAAACCGUCAGAAAAUGAGAACCAGGGAAAAACAAUAAAAAAGCAGUACGUAAUCGUGGAAAUCAGUUACACGUAUUCAGUCACAUCUAGAGAAAGAUCAGCUAUUAAUAUCAAAGGGUCGCCAUUUUGCCAUCCUUGCAAAAUACCAACUGUGAAGAAGAUGCCAUUUCCAUUAUUUUUGGAUUCUCUUGCUAUGGUUGCGAAGGAUCCCGUAGCAUAAAUUAACUCUCUAUGUUUAUAAUAGCCAAAAUAGAUGGAGUUUCAAGCUUCUCAUUUUAUGGCUAUACGCGAAGCGGUAUACAGGUAUUUAUUUUUAGACAACUUCAAACAUCUACAGAUAGUUUUUAUAAACUGAUAUUCAAAGCUUUUAAUAGAAUAUUGUAUGUUGGUUAUUUAUUGAGAUAAUAAACAAAACGACGAAA